AAAAUCUACCACCCGCGCUGCACCUCUUCUCCCAAACCCACCUCUCAGCCAGGAAUUUCCUUUCUAACUCCCUCCCUAAAGUUUCACCACCCGGUAAAUCGAACCCGCCUUCCCACCCCCUCAACGCACACCGUACUGCGUCCUUUCUAACUCUUUAAUCUUCUUCUGCACCCUGUAUCCCUUCCUUUCGUUGCUUUUUCCUCCUAACCCUUCCUCGCUCUUGCCUCACUGCCCCUCACUAGACACUCUAAUAAGACAUGUGUUCCCCCCUCCCCAGCCCCUCCUGUACUCUGCAGCCCAGUGUAACUAGGACUCCAAUUCUGAUUCAGACACUGAGGCUGGAGCCACUGGCGGGGGAGCAGAGAUGGAUUUCCUGCGGAAUUUCUUCUCCCAGACCCUGGGCCUGGGCUCUGAGAAGGAGCGUCUGUUGGAUGAGCUCACCCUGGAGGGGGUGACCCGCUACAUGCAGAGCCAACGCUGUCGCAGGAUCGUCUGUUUGGUGGGGGCCGGAAUCUCCACGUCCGCCGGCAUCCCCGACUUCCGAUCGCCAUCCACCGGCCUCUAUGCCAACCUGGAGAAGUACCACCUCCCCUACCCGGAGGCCAUCUUUGAGAUCGGCUACUUCAAGAAACAUCCGGAACCCUUCUUUGCCCUCGCCAAGGAGCUCUAUCCUGGGCAGUUUAAGCCCACCGUCUGCCAUUACUUCAUCCGCCUGCUGAAGGAGAAGGGCCUGCUCCUGCGCUGCUACACGCAGAACAUAGACACGCUGGAGCGCGUGGCCGGGCUGGAACCCGAGGACCUGGUGGAAGCCCACGGUACCUUCUACACCUCGCACUGCAUCAGCCCUCUCUGCCGGCAGGAGUACUCGCUCAGUUGGAUGAAAGAGAAGAUCUUUUCGGAGGUGACCCCCAAGUGUGAGAAGUGCCAGGCCGUGGUGAAGCCUGACAUCGUGUUCUUCGGUGAGAACCUGCCAGCACGCUUCUUCUCCUGCAUGCAGUCAGACUUCCAGAAGGUGGACCUCCUCAUCAUUAUGGGCACCUCACUGCAAGUGCAGCCCUUUGCGUCCCUCAUCAGCAAGGCCCCCCUGUCUACCCCACGCCUGCUCAUCAACAAGGAGAAGACAGGCCAGACUGACCCUUUCCUGGGCAUGAUGAUGGGUCUUGGAGGAGGCAUGGACUUCGACUCCAAGAAGGCGUACAGGGAUGUGGCCUGGCUGGGAGACUGCGACCAGGGCUGCCUGGCCCUUGCUGACCUCCUGGGAUGGAAGAAGGAACUGGAGGAGCUUGUCCAGAAGGAGCAUGCUGCCAUCGACGCCCAGUCAGCCGCGGGGGGCGCCAACCCCAACCCCAACCCCACCGUUUCCGAUGACCCCAAGAAGUCUCCGCCACCAGCCAAGCCGGAGGCCAGGGCCUCAGAGGGGGAGAAGCCCCAGUGACAGGGCUCAGCCCCUGCCCGCCCCUCUCUAACGUAUAACUCACAACAGCGCCCCCAGCUCGUAACUACUCCCCAACAGAAAAACUGGGGUCCCAGCCCCUCAACCCGCCACAGUUCCAGCGUCCCCCAGGGGCCAGGUCUGAGCAGCCCAUAACAGCCUCCCCCUUUAACUCCUCUUAGGGGCAAGGAUCAACCUCUCUCUAAUCUCUAACUGUUGGGGGUGGGGGGGCGAGGCAGCCCUCACCCUGCAACUGUCCCAGGACAGGGAUCUGAGGCCUCUCACUCCACGCCUGGGCCCUGAGGCUGAGCCUGAAGACCUCCACCUCUUUGCCUCCGACUUCAGAGUGGGUGCUUCCCCCAGGGCCUGCUUCCCACCCAGGGGUGGGGAGAUGUCACCCGUAUUAAGACAAAUUAAAAACAACCACAAAGCUGGCA
Echinops telfairi (small Madagascar hedgehog) is the source of this 1869-nucleotide messenger RNA. It is a transcript of the gene SIRT2, whose product is annotated as sirtuin 2. The record is from RefSeq and is a predicted model, not a curated record. The coding region runs from base 365 to 1435 and encodes 356 amino acids. Gene Ontology annotation, molecular function: histone deacetylase activity, NAD-dependent; NAD+ binding. The transcript has 15 exons. NCBI's taxonomy places the organism in Eukaryota, Metazoa, Chordata, Mammalia, Afrosoricida, Tenrecidae.